AUGGCUUCGUCACUUCUGACAUCUUCCGGAAUGAUCCCUACCACCGGUUGUCCGGUGGAUGAGGAAACAGGUUAUAUCCCAGUGAUAUGCGUCAUCGCACGAAGCAAAGAAAGAGAUAUUAAGGCGGCUUGGGAAUCAGUGAAGUACGCAAAGAGGCCGAGGAUACUCGUAUUCACUUCUACUAGUGACAUUCACAUGAAAUAUAAGCUGAAAAUGACUAGAGAAGAAGUUGUCGAGAUAACAAAAAGUAGCAUUAGGUUUGCUAAAAGUUUAGGCUUCAAAGACAUCGAAUUUGGUUGUGAAGAUAGUGGCAGGUCCGAUAAGGAUUAUAUAUGCAAGGUUUUUGAAGAAGCGAUCAAAGCGUGUGCAACCACGGUGGCCUUCGCGGACACGGUGGGGAUCAACAUGCCGCAAGAAUACGGAGAACUUGUGAGAUAUGUCAAAGCAAACACUCCUGGAAUUAAUGAUGCUAUCUUCAGCGUUCAUUGUCACAAUGACCUUGGUGUUGCUACCGCCAACACAAUAGCCGGUGUAUGUGCUGGAGCACGUCAAGUCGAAGUAACAAUCAAUGGAAUAGGUGAAAGAAGUGGAAAUGCAUCACUUGAAGAGGUCGUGAUGGCUUUGAAAUGUCGAGGAGCAUACCUGAUGGGUGGUGUUUAUACAAGAAUAGACAGACGCCAAAUUAUGGCUACUAGCAAGAUGGUUCAAGAAUACACUGGCUUGUAUGUUCAACCCCACAAGCCUAUAGUUGGAGCCAACUGUUUUCUUCAUGAGAGCGGCAUUCACCAGGAUGGGAUAUUGAAAAAUCGGAGUACAUAUGAGAUCUUAUCACCAGAAGACGUAGGAGUUGUAAAAUCUCAAAAUUCAGGCAUUGUUCUUGGAAAGCUUAGUGGACGUCAUGCGGUGAAAGGUUGUCUGAAAGAGUUGGGAUAUGAAAUCAAUGAUGAGAAAUUGAACGAGGUAUUCUCACGGUUCAGAGAUUUAACCAAGCAGAAAAAGAGAAUCACGGAUGAUGAUCUCAAGGCAUUAGUAACGCUGUGUGGUGAUGAAAUCUUCUCCUCAGAGAAGUUAAACGGCAAUGAAAUCAACAGUAAAGGCUAUGCACCAGACCCUCAGAUUUCCUCAGUGGUAUAA
Messenger RNA from Brassica napus (rape), 1134 nucleotides. Its product is annotated as methylthioalkylmalate synthase 1, chloroplastic-like. NCBI's taxonomy places the organism in Eukaryota, Viridiplantae, Streptophyta, Magnoliopsida, Brassicales, Brassicaceae. Gene Ontology annotation, cellular component: chloroplast. Gene Ontology annotation, biological process: L-leucine biosynthetic process. Bases 1 to 1134 code for a protein of 377 amino acids. Gene Ontology annotation, molecular function: 2-isopropylmalate synthase activity. The transcript is spliced from 10 exons. The record is from RefSeq and is a predicted model, not a curated record.